Molecule: messenger RNA, 4095 nt
Organism: Peronospora belbahrii
Lineage: Eukaryota; Oomycota; Peronosporomycetes; Peronosporales; Peronosporaceae
Source: the annotation of a GenBank genome assembly
AUGUGGGGUGAAGGUGGGUCAAGAAUGUACGGAUGUGCUUUCCAACAUGAAGAAAAUGAAGCGUUAUAUGGAAGUGCUUGUAACGGACAAUCACGCCAUAUUUAUCCAGGAGCACAGAAGCGCGUCGCACAAACAGAUGAUAGUUUGAAUGAUUAUGAUGAGCCAAGACAUGAGAAUGAUGCAGGGUAUUUUGCAUACGGUGAGACUGCUGAUUUGACAGAUGAAAAUGCUGGCCCAAAUGAAGGUUUGGAUUUUGCAGACGAGUAUCAUUCUGUGCAUCGUCCAUACUCUCGCCGAACUUAUAAGCGCCCGCUUAGCAACAUGCGAAGUGAUAGACCACCGCCACCUGCUUUUUACCGGCAUCGGAUGCCUUAUAUUUAUGACUACAUGUAUGAUGACGAAGACAAUGAAUGGAUGACUGAAGACGAAGAGGAAGAUGUUGUCCACGGACAUCCUCUACAAUAUUUUCCUGUGGAGGUUCCGGUUGUACGCCAACGACGACGCUUUGAUAGUACAAACGCAGAAUUAUGGAGCAGUCCUGCUGGACGUGGAUCCCAACAAAUGUACAAACGACGUCGUAUUUUACGAGAAGGACUAUCACAUAACAGCAGAAAGAUGUCUGACGACCUAGCGUAUGAGACGCGUAAUCGUGUGCACAUGUCUCCGUCGCCUUCCAAUAUUCACACGGCCCUGGUUGGUCAGGUUGAUGAAGUUGUAGAUAAUGCUGACACCGAUUCUUUUUCAGGCCACACGGGCAAUUUUGCAGGAAAUCGUGCUGAAGGGGGAUUAACGCCGUCGAGUCCAAAUGUGGCUCAUACUAGCAAUGCUGGUCUGGAUUUUGAUCACACAGAUAGUAUUGCGAACGAAGUUCCAUUGCAACUUGAUGUUGAAGUGUCUGCCAGUUCUAACGUGAACAAGGAUGCAGAAGAUUUAGUAAGAGAAACGCUGUCAGAGCUACAAGAUGCAAGCGCAGGGGAUGAUAAACCUCAAUCUCCAAACGAUAACGCUUCUACCGACGAUCAUAUCGUCGAUCACGCUUCACAAAGUGAGGUGGUUUUGACGGGCCCGAAUGGAUUAACUGGAGAAACGACUGCGCAGAUAUCAUCACAAAGGUCGAUUACAUUAACAAAUUCACCGACAAGGGAAGCAUUUGAAAGCUGUAAUGAGAGUUUUUUGUCGUCUAUUGUGAAGGAUGCCGACUACAGUAUGCACAGUACUGCAGGAAAUGCUAUGGAGGUAUCUGCACGAAGCAUUGAGGAUACGCAAGCAGUUUCUGAUGCUGCUGAAGUUUCAUAUGAAAAGGUGAUACCUUGUAAGGUAUCAGUAGUUCCAGAAUCUGAGGCGCUGCACGACUGCAGUUUGAACGAAGAAAGGCUUACUAAACUGGUUGUUAGUAACGUCGCCACUGAUACGAUUCGUAUAAAUAAUCAUGCCGUUGCAUCGUUAGAGCGACUGAAUAAUGUGGAGGCUGACUUUAUGAUUGCAAAGACAUCGCUUUUGGCACAGAAAGACAAGUUGCGUCAAGUAGAAAUGAGCCGUAAAAGUUGCCGAAGACUGCAAAUUUUAUGCGGCGUUGUUUAUGAUCUACAGUGUCACAUUGGUUCGCAUUCAUGCGGUUUGGAUGCAUCUCGCAAACACGAUUUAAUGGGCAAGCUUGACAGCUGCCUUGAAACUAUAUCGAUACAAAAUGAGCAGACACUGCAAGAAAAAGCCGAUGCGUUGCAGGCUGGCUUAGAGCAUGUUUUUGCUGUGGACAGACCUGUUGUCGAUGAUCGAGCUAUCGAAAGCACGGUAGAAGCUGUCAAGGCUAACGAUAUUAUCUCGACCAGCAAUAAUCAGUCACCGAUCCACAUUGAUGUGUGCCAUGACAAACUUAAUGUUGCAAAUGACGCAGUGUGGGAGGAUGAUGACUGGUUUGAAGAAGCAGCAUUAGUUGACUUGGCAAGUGAAUCCGACGAACAAGAGACUUUUGCAGCGCAGAUUUCUUCUGAAAAGAGUACUCUGAAGUUUGACGCCGUCACGAUGGAAGAAGUCGGGUCGCUUCGUUGGCCUCGCGAGCUGCCGCCGUUUGUUUGGUCCCUACUAGAGCGCGUGAUUUCUUUUGGCCCACAAACGUACGUUAUGAGAGCAACGCUAAAGCGAUUGCUGGAUGAAAUUGCAAAGAUGGACCCUUACUAUUACUUGCACCCGACGAAUGUGUCUAAGGAUGUUGAUGUUUCGUCGCCGUUGCACUCGUCCCCCCUGCCAGGCUGUGAUUUCGGAUGCCGGGGCGCGUCAGCGUUGAAGUGGGAGCGGAAACUUGUGUCACAGAUCAGCUCGCGGAUGAAGUCUUUUGACAAUGUGGCGUAUUCGUUGGCUCGUACAAGCAGUGGAGGCAAAGAAGUCCUCAAUCGCAAGAAGAUGAACUCAAUUAUCCGCAAAUUGCAUCUUGUUGCGAUGCAGCUGCACUCGCUGGUGUCACAUUUGUAUUGCGUAAAGGGUCACGCGACUUGCAAAGAGGUUGAAUCGCUUCCAAUUGCGUUGAAUAAUUCCCAUUUCGAGCGAAAGAUGGUUGUAUACAAGUCAAUGUUAAAGCUUGUGGUUCCACACAAAUAUCAGCAACAGACUUCGCAGGAGCAACACAGUUCAAACGAACCAGCUGAAGAGCUUCUACGGGACACGUACGAGUUCUUUCCCGAGCUGCUUCUCUGCAUUGAUAUUUGGGGAUACAAUUAUCGAGAAAGCCUGGUCAAACGGCACAACAGCAAAAGUUUAGUCGGUGAUGAUCUUGCUGGUUUGGGAGCAAUCUCGGAAGCUGCACUGUUUCCACUCCGUUAUUUUCGCAGUGUGGAAUGUCUGUCGUUUGAUUUUGAAUAUGACAGCAAUGGUCUUCUUCAUUGCAUCUGUGACGAAUUGCUUAAUAUCGUGUGUUUGUGGAAUGAUUUCAAGUGGACUGACGAGCUCGAGGCUGUGGCAUUAGAUCGGGUAAUGUCUUUUGAGUCGAAUGUGACCGCUAGUAUAGUCAAGAUUCUUGAUUUUCAUGCCCAACAUUUGCAGGCGUUAUGGUCAGUGCGCCUGCUGGAUAAACCUGAGCAGCUUCGAAGUAUUCAUUUUACGGAGUUUAAUGCGUAUUAUAGCGAUCGAAGUGAAGGGAGCUUGAGUACAACUGUUUGCUCUCAGUCACGAACGCCAGGGGUGUCAGAGAGUCGUGGAAUUGGUUGUAAUUACGAGUCUAGAUGUGGUGGUCAUGAUGUGGCAGCCGAAAUGGUCGAGCAGCGUCUUGCUGAGGAGUAUUGGAACCGUAAAGUCACCUCGCUAUCGAUACUCAACCAAGGCGAUGAUGCAAUGGAAGUGGAUAUUGCCUCAAAACCUCAAUUACUGAGUAUUGAGGCCAUCUGCUCCUGGGACCAACAAACUUUGGUAUCAUAUCUACUUCGGUGGAGCGAUGUGUAUGUUAUUCGUGCUGAAGUGAACGCACUGUCAGCUGUGACAAACCAUAUGAUGAAGCAGGAGGUCCAGAAGUUUAGGUUUGAGGAUAAUGAUGACAACAAGACGACGGUUGACUCGUCGACAAGGCAGCUUCUUGCAGCUGUGAAUCGUGCGCAGAUCCUAAUUCGAGACGCUCUUACUGGUUCAGAGAAACUUGCUUUGCACUCUGCAUCAAACCAGCUUCCCGAUGAGAAAAAACACGUGACACCAGCAGAGCUUGAAGUAGGUAAACCAGGCAGAUCAGAAAAUGAAACAAUCACUUCUAGCAUGGAAGCUGCACCAUCUUGCCAGACGUCAGCGAGCGUGAAUGAUGCAAAUGCUUGCUCAGACGAUGCAACCUCGGAGCCUAUGUUCCAUGUUGAAGCCAUUGCGUCGAAAGAUGCAGACACCUGCGACGUUAUUGAAGACGUAAAUAUUGACACUGGUAUAACUGCAGAACAACCUGAGCUAAAGGAUUUGAUUCAGUUAUUGGCAGUCACGAAACAGGACGUGCAGGAGCUUUGCCGCCAUAGACCACGGUCUGCUCGCAUGCGCGAGAAAGUUCAGAUGCAAUCACUGCAGCUUGCGCGGCAAACGGCUGAAAUUUUCCGGAACAUCAGAAACAUGUAUGCGUCCGAGCGGCGAUGA